This is a messenger RNA of Megalobrama amblycephala (Wuchang bream), 8707 nucleotides long. It is a transcript of the gene fhod3b, whose product is annotated as formin homology 2 domain containing 3b. The coding region runs from base 2279 to 6496 and encodes 1405 amino acids. NCBI's taxonomy places the organism in Eukaryota, Metazoa, Chordata, Actinopteri, Cypriniformes, Xenocyprididae. Gene Ontology annotation, molecular function: actin filament binding. Gene Ontology annotation, biological process: cardiac myofibril assembly; cortical actin cytoskeleton organization; sarcomere organization. The record is from RefSeq and is a predicted model, not a curated record. Gene Ontology annotation, cellular component: cytoskeleton; cytoplasm. The transcript has 26 exons.
ACGUGAAAAAGUAACUUGCAUUACUUAUGCCACGUUCCAGGCAACCCGUAACCCGUGUUUUUCCAACCUUCUACCCGUGAAAGUGCACUGGAACAGCAGUCAAACACGUGACUUCCCACCCUUGAACUCGUACUAGAUCAAUGUACUCCCAGUUACGGGUUCUGACGUCAAAUAGCCCGCAAAAAUCAACAAUGGCAGCCCCAUGGGAUGCGGUGUUUAUGCAAGUGCAUGGUAAAAUAAUGUAAAAUAAAAGGUAUAACAGCUUCUCUUGCCUUAUGCGCCGUUUUCCUCCUCUGUUUCCCUCAAAUAAGCAAGGAGUAAGCACCUUUGGCGAUAGAAAUAAUUGUUAAUAAGCCCCGUACGGUCCACUGAGUUGGUUUGUUUACACUUUUACGCAGUUUGGCGUGACUUUCCUGGAACGCUACAAAGUCGUGAGUCGUGAUUUAAAGUUGUGACUUACGGUCUCAAAAACCUGCCUGGAACGCAGCAUUAUUUGAAAAAGUAACUUGGAUAUUUUGAUGUAAAUUGAAAAAGUAAUGUUACUUUACUAGUUACUUGAAAAAGUAAUCUGAUUACGUAAUUCAAGUUACUUGUAAUGUGUUACCGAAACACUGUAUAUAAUAAUGUAAAUAUAUGUAUAUAAACAAAUCAUUCACUAAUAUUUUUCAUGUGUAUAUACAAGGUUUGUUUCAAAGAUCUUUUAGUGGAAGUUGACUGUGCUGUUAUAGAAAUCAUAUUAAAAUAUAUAUGUAUAUAGCAACAACAAAAAAAAGCUUUAAAUUAACAAGGUAACUUUAUAGUUUUUUUUUUUUUAUAUUUAAAGUAAUAUAAAUUAUUAAAAUGGUAAAUAAAUAAAUUUGGUUAGGUAUUUGCCUGUAGUUUCUUGCCUUCAGUACUGUGCAUUAGAAAUUUGCUUACUCUAAAUUUAAGCAUAGCGGGGACUAGGCUGUUUUUUUUUUUUUUUGUACAGAAAGAGUAGCUUACUAUUUGAAUGCUUUACUCAUUGUGAAAAGUCACAGGUGGAUCUUCUCUGAAUGACAGCCGUGAUCCUGCAAGGUUGUACCCUUUCACCUCCAAAUGCUGCCUGGUGACUCUACAGACUGUUUUGCGGAGAGGAUGUGAAACACACACACACACAUACUUGCAGGCAGACACACUCGAGCAUAUAAACAAUCACAGAUGGUCCCACAUCCCAGUUUGUCAUGCUCACAGUGAACUAAUACCAGAAAGCUAUAGAUUUUCUUUGUUUAUGAUGUUUACAUUGCUAGCUUACAAUCUUUUUUAUAGCUUAGAAACUGUUUUGCAGACUGUUCCCAGGUUUAAUGACGUAAACAGUUGAAAAUAAGGCCAUCAGAUUCUAUGGCUGAAAGAAUUCCCACUCAAUCUCACAUUUACACUGUUUUGAAAAGGCAAAACUGUCCCAUACACACACACACACACGGUUCCUCUCUCCAGGGGUCCUGGAACACAUCCGAGUUUGUUUGAAGCCUUUCUUAGAUCAUGGUGAGUGUGGGCUGGGGGUGUUGUGCUGAUGAAAGACCUUUGGUGUGCGGUGUGGUCUCCAGGGCUCUGGGAGAGCUGGGUGCUCCUCCAUUGUCCUAUUGACCAGCAGAGGGACGUGCUGUCAUUCCACACCGACCCCGCCAAACCCCCUCAGACUGGCUCUGCUGGAGGGGGUGGACCUGUCCUGUCAACUCCAUCCUGAUUGAUGGUCCCAAGAAACAAUCCCAUGUCCUGUGAACACUGUAAGCGCUUUCUUUUGCCUUCUCUUCAUCUUGCUCCUGCGCUCCCUCACUUUUCUUCAAGGAGACCUCGACUCUAUGAAUAGAGUUGAUCGUGUUAAAGAGCUUUGAGAAUAUCCCACAGUGGCUGAAAAGAGAUGCGGACAGGGCCGGUGUGAGUCUUGGCCGGCGCUCAUGACAUUGGUGCUUGUGCAGGGGAUACAGAUGAAAAGAAGUCUGGAUUAUUUUUGGACAUCUGCUGAAAUGUGAGCGGUACACAUUCUAAGAUGAAAAUAUGGACUAUUUUUAUCAGGCCAUUUAUAGCAUCUCCUUAAAUUCAAACUUAACAUGGCUGUUGAUUUGCAGGGCAGCUGAUAUGGUUCCUAUUAAGAGAAGAUGCUCAAAGGGGCAAGCUCAGAGCAAAUGCCUAAUGCUAGUAUUUGCAGCAUAAAGGUCAAUAAAAACUCUACAACUCAACCGGACGUGAGCUGCGCAGGGCGCUGUUCUCUCUGAAGCAAAUCUUUCAGGAUGAUAAAGAUCUGGUGCAUGAGUUUGUGAUGGCUGAGGGACUCACAUGUCUGAUUAAAGUGGGAGCUGAGGCUGACCAAAACUACCAGAACUACAUCCUCAGAGCUCUUGGACAAAUCAUGCUGUACGUGGAUGGAAUGAAUGGGCUUAUCAGACACAAUGAAACUGUACAGUGGCUUUACACACUGGUUGGAUCAAAGUUCCGGUUGGUUGUUAAAACUGCUCUGAAGCUGCUGCUGGUUUUUGUGGAAUACACCGAGACCAACGCACCUCUCCUCAUCCAGGCUGUCAACACCGUAGACACCAAGCAAGGCUGUAAGCCCUGGUCCAAUGCCAUGGAAAUCCUAGAUGAGAAAGAUGGAAUGGACACUGAGCUGUUGGUUUAUGCCAUGACUCUUAUCAACAAGACAUUAGCUGGUCUGCCAGACCAGGACUCUUUCUAUGAUGUCGUUGACAGUCUGGAGGAGCAGGGCAUGGAGACCGUGGCCCAGAGGCAUGUCAACAGGAAAGGCACAGACUUGGACCUAGUGGAGCAGUUCAACAUCUAUGAGUCAACCCUUCGUCAUGAAGAUGGUGAUGAUGAGGCUCAGCCUCCUCCAUCCGGACAUAAAAGUCGGCGUCGGGCCAGCGUGGGGGCCACACCUGAGAGGCGGGGAUUGGAACGACGACGCAGCCGAAGACACUCGCUCCAAAAUGGGAAAGGCCACACUUCUGCUCCUACUUCCCCCUGCCACAGCCACACGCCCAACAUCCAGCCCUUUAAUGGCCAGAGAAUUGAAGAUAUCAGCGAAAGAGAGGAGGAAGAGGAGGAGAAGGAUGAGGAGCUUCAGAAAGCAGAGCUCUCUAGACAGGCAUCCGAAAGUCUGUCAGAUGUUAGAUACUCGAACACAUGCAGUUCUUGUGGCAGCAAUGGCUAUGCAGGAACAUAUCCUGGCAGGUCAUCUGGGGUGUCCAGUGCCCCCUCCACACCCUACAACCGUCUUGGACCAUCAGGGGGUCCACCUUCAGACAGGCCGACUCUGGGUGGUUUGUUAACCUCUUCCUACAGGCAGCACCAGGAGUCUCUGAAUGCAGAACGUGAACGGAGGCGCCUGGAGAGAGAGGAGAGACUUCAGCGGAUUGAAAGAGAGGAGAGAAGCCGUUUCAAUCGGGAUUAUGUGGACAAGAGAGAAGAGGUCAGACAAGCACGAGAAGAAAGAUAUAAGCAAAUGGAGCGGCUUGCAGCAGAGGAGAAUGAAAGGGAACGUCCGAGGCCGACAACACGGGGGCGAACAGAAAUCACUCUCAGCCUGAGUUCACGAACCUCCAGCAGCUCCUUGUCUCGUUCUGCCACCCCUUUGACUGUAGAGGCUCAGGAGGAUACAUGCUCAGCCCCACAUCCAGCACAAGGAACUGAGUCAAAGACAAGCCGUCCGGUGCAGGCAGCAGUUGUGCGGCCUUCCUCUGAGUCUCUCUCUGCCUCAGUGUCUGCACCGGUGUCACCUUCCAAACCAGAGGAGGAACAGAGUCCUGUGGAUCCAUCAGACAUCACGCUCUCUCUGUCUCAAACAAACUCUGAGCCAGAGAAACCGGAGACAGAGGAGAAAGCAGAGGAUGCUGAGGCAGAAGUGUGUGAGGAAAUGGUGGUGAGUGGAAUGGAAUAUGAAAAGAAAGAAGAACCAGAAGGACACUUUGAGGAAGAGACUAACAGACCGGGUACAGAGGAGUGUGAGAGAGAGCAGAUGUUAGAUAGGGAUGUAGAGGAGAAUGUCGUCCUGAGUGAGAAGGAGAGGCAGAAUGAGGAGCUGAAUGAGAAAGAUAACUGCUCUGCCUCCAGCAUCUCCUCAGCCAGCAGCACUCUGGAGAGAGAGGAACGAGAGGAGAAACACAUCAGCGACAGUGACUCAGGCCAGUGGGCAGACUGUAUGAAUACAGCGGACGUCAACGAUCAGUGCAACAAUGUUCUCAACAGCAAACGCUUCAUGCUGGACAUGCUUUAUGCCCAAAACAAAAAGGGAGAAGAAGAUGAGAAAGAAAAGGAGAAUGAGAAUGAGAAAGGGUGUUCAGAUCAGGACUCCUCUGUGACCAGCCUCGCUACUCGCAUUUCCACUCUGGAGGCGCGUCGGCAGGCAUGCGAGGAUAACAUGAAGAAAUUGGAAGUGGAGCAUCUCGAUAACCAGGGUAACGUGAGGGCUGUGGCUGAGAAAUUUGGAGAUUUGGUGAAAGGACUGGUAUCACCUCAUGAGGUGGAGCAUGCUGGGAAGGAAAAGCAGCAAGCACAGGAAAAGCCUCCACCGGCUCCUUCACCAACACCCCCCAAAAAGGAGUCAGACCACAUAUGGGACCAGCUGAUGGCCAUGCCACGGGAGCUUCGCAUCAAAGAGCUGGACUUCACGGACUUGGGAGAGGAGGAUGACGUGGACAUUUUAGAUGUCGGUAACGUGAUCGGGCCAAGUGACCUCACGCCACCUCCUCCUCCCUGCCUUCCACCUCCACCACCUUUAUUUGGAUGCCCUCCACCUCCCCCUAUCCCUGGCAUGAUGAUGCCCCCUCCACCACCCUUUUUGGCUUCAAUACCUCCCCCACAUCUUGGAUCUCCUCAGCUUAGUCGAGGAGAACCCCCGCUCUUCCAGAAAAAGAAGAAGACCAUUCGGCUGUUUUGGAAUGAGGUGAGACCUAUAGACUGGCAGUACAACAACCACAAGAGAUGCAGGGAGUCACUGUGGUCCAAACUGGAUCCGGUCAAACUGGACACGGCCAAGUUGGAAAACCUUUUUGAGACAAAAUCCAAGGAGCUGCCAGUUACAAAGAAAACGGCAGCAGACGGGAAGCGUCAGGAGAUCAUCGUUCUAGAUUCCAAGAGAAGUAACGCCAUCAACAUUGGCCUGACGGUCCUGCCACCUCCUCGCACCAUCAAAACGGCGAUCCUCAACUUCGACGAGUACGCCUUGAGCAAAGAGGGCAUAGAGAAAAUCCUGACGAUGAUUCCUACAGAGGAGGAGACGCAGAAGAUUCAGGAGGCCCAGCUGGCGAACCCUGACACUCCGCUGGGCAGUGCAGAGCAGUUCCUCCUCAUUCUGUCCUCCAUCAGUGAGCUGUCCGCCCGCUUGCAACUUUGGGCCUUUAAGAUGGACUAUGAUGCUUUAGAGAAGGAAGUAGCAGAACCACUACAGGAUCUAAAGGAGGGCAUGGACCAAUUAGAAAAGAAUAAGACGCUGCGCUACAUCCUUUCAACUCUGCUAGCUAUUGGCAACUUUCUCAACGGGACCAAUGCAAAAGGCUUUGAGCUGAGUUACCUAGAGAAAGUUCCUGAGGUGAAGGACACCGUUCACAAACAGUCUCUACUGCAUCACGUUUGCUCCAUCGUCGUGGAGAAGUUUCCAGACAGCUCAGACCUCUACUCUGAGAUAGGAGCCAUCACUCGCUCUGCUAAGGUGGACUUCGACCAGCUGCAGGAAAACCUAUGUCAGAUGGAGCGCCGCUGCAAAGCAUCCUGGGACCACCUGAAGGUCAUCGCCAAACACGAAAUCAAACCAGCCCUUAAGCAGCGCAUGUCGGACUUCCUCAAAGACUGUGCAGAAAGAAUUAUCAUCCUUAAAAUUGUGCAUCGCCGCAUCAUAAACAGGUUUCACUCAUUCCUGCUGUUCCUGGGCCACCCACCGUACGCGAUAAGAGAGGUGAGCGUCCACCGCUUCAGUAAGAUUCUGAGUGAGUUUGCACUUGAGUACCGCACCACCAGGGAGAGAGUACUGCAGCAGAAACUGAAACGAGCCAAUCACCGUGAGAGGAACAAGACCCGGGGCAAAAUGAUCACAGAGAGUGAUGAGGAAGAGGAUGAUGAGAGUGGGAAGUUUGCAGGCACUCCUCUGGAGGGUCAGGAGUGUCAGCCGCAGGGUUUGGGCUACACGGAGGACGCGGCCGAACAUGAGCAGAUGACUGCGGUGCUUCGUACCAGCUUGCAGGGCGGCGAUAGUCCAUCCUCUGUGCUCCCUGGCCUCCGCACACGGACUCGAGCCACUCGAGGCCAUACAGCACUUUUGUCUGCUGCAAAUGAAGACACUUCUAAUUGCACAACUGAUACAGCAGAUGAGAUCAUGGAACGGAUUGUGAAAUCAGCCACUCAGGGCCCUAGUCAGCGCACACAGCCCCGUGAGAGGAGACGCUCCAGAGCCAACCGCAAAUCCCUAAGAAGAACACUGAAGAACGGUCUUACGCCAGAAGAGGCACAGGCGCUGGGAUUGGCCAGCAGCUCUGAGAUGCAAGUGUGAGACAGCAGCUGCUCAGGGUCUCAGUGCGCGCGCACACACACACACACACACACACACACACACACACACACACACACACACACACACACACACACACACACACACACACACACACACGAGCUGGAACAGGUCACUUUAGCUCCAGUUUGUAUCAUUCUGGAUCUGGAGCAGGUGCAUGUUUCUGAGUUUGUGUUUUACGAUGGUUAUUGCUGUGGACAGUUUAUAUUCUCACAGGUGAAAGGGAUUAUAAUCACUAACCCCUCAUACUAUACUUAACCUUGGACGUGUAAUCAGACCUUACUUCAUUUACUAGCUUCACCUACGUUUGCAUAUUUCCCAAGGUGGUCUAAGAGAAUAAUUAAAACCACUCAGGUGCAUGUCCACCGCUCCUGCUCUGUACCUGUGGACUCUUAACGUGAUAUCCCAAACAUCCAUUUUAAUGCAUUUUUGAAAGAGAACAAGCACAGUUUCUGCACAAUGUUUGUAGACGCUCGCACACGCAUACACACACACACACACACACACACACACAGCCUGUAGAAUGCUGAUUGUCCAGUUCUCCAGUACAGAGACAAAUGUCCGUCUCUUACCGCUGUGGCCUUCAGAAUGAACCAAAAAAACUGUUUGAGGAUGAAUGGAUGCUCUCCUACCUUUUUUUGCUGGUACUGGCUGUUUGGUUGAACUCAGAUGGCAUUGAAUUCAGCAGUUGCACCUUCAGUGUUCAUAUUUAAAUGUAAAUCAGCAGCGAUUCUCUUCUGUUUGUUUGUGUUUUACCUGUUUUAAAAUAGCAGAGCUUCUUAUGUUACAUGUCCAGUUACGUUCAGUUAGCUUGAAGUUGAGCAAGAAUUAAGAAGAAAAAAAAACUUAACAUAUUUUCUUCAAUUUCUGCUGAACCCUGAAGUCCCCUUAUGUGGACAAAACCUGUUUUACUUGGAUAAAGACUAUCAAAUUACUUUGCACACAAAUUAGAAGAAACUAGAAAGCUGUCAUUCUCUUUUUCACUUCCUCAUACAUCAUCUCCAUAGUGAUACAUUUAUUUCAUAACUUGCAAGAUGCAAAAGUAGACAAUCGUCUAAUUGAAAUGAAAAGACUAGCCAUAUUUGUUUUAAAACAAAAAGCAAUGGCAUUUUUAUCAAAUGAGUGCCUUGAAGAAAUGUUUCAAGAAUCUGAUUAUUGGCAUUUCAGGAAGAAAGAGGAAACAUUCAGAUUUUCAGGCAUAGUUCAUCCUAUAAUGUACCAUUCUGCCAUUGUUUCCUCAUCCUUACAUUGUUUUUAUAUGACUUUAAAAUAUACCCCAUAAGUCUUAUGGAUUACUUUUUGGUGCUUUUUGUUGACAGCUACAGGUCAGUAUGUAUGGAUGUAUGAAAAAGACCUGCAUGACGAUUCUUCAAAACAGAGAAUAUUUUUACUGAACAACAAAAGACACAUGGGUUUGGAGAGCGUAAAUUACAGAUCGAAUUAUUGUUUUUCGUUGUGGUAAAGUCGCGUCAUUGGUUUUUUUGAAAUUUCACAGAUUUACCGCAGACACACAUCCACUGUCUAUGAUAGUAGUACCAUUUAGCACCUUAUCAUGUGUAGCAUGCAAUUUCGAAAGGAAUUGGAAAAUUGAGUACUAUAGAGACGUUUUUUUCACCUUUCCCUCAGAUUUUUAUUCUGAGUAUUAUGUGGAUAAGAGAUUAGAUACGUGUAAAGUAGAACCGUGAUGUAGAGGCUAAACGUGAGACAGAUGCUGUAAAAUUGUGUAAAUGUCACUUCUACAUUUUUAUUAUUUGUUGUGUUCAUGUUUUGUUUGUAUUUUGUAUAGAAUAGUGUAUUAUAGGUCAAAAGCAGUGUUAUUCUGUGAAAAUUCUAAUUUAAGAGAAAAUAAGCCAUGCAUGGUUCAAACAAUAACAAUUGUCAGCAGGCAAUGUCAUUAUAUUGGGGUUAAGUGGAUGGAGCCUGAGACGUCUCGAUACCCUGUGAACGUAGCUUUUAUGUUUUAUGUGUUUACGCAGCACAGACUUGAAACAUUGUCAUGCACCCAUCAGCCCUGCUCAAAUGGCCUUUGAUAUUAUUGCACUCACAUACAGAGUUUCACCCACUGCUACAAGUGCCAUAAAAAGUUGGUUUUGAAUAAAAGAUCGAGAAUGUGAAAAUUUGACUUCUAAAUUCCUAAAGGAAAAAGCAUUUACUGUACUUUGCAAUAAAAAGCUUUUACAGCAACACCCAGAA